CAACCGGCUCUUUCCCUCUAUUUGUUCAAAGCUGUGCAACUCCUGCUCUCCAUCACUGAACCGCCUGUGAUUCUGACUUGGGAGGUCAGCAAGCGACGCUACAAUGGCAAGCGAACUUGAAAAGAAAGCCAAAGAAGCGUUCUUCGACGAUGACUUCUCUCUCGCUAUUCAAUACUACUCUCAAGCAAUCGACUUGGAUCCCUCCAACGCCGAUCUCCUUGCCGAUAGAGCUCAGGCCCUCAUUAAACUCAACAACUUCACUGAAGCGGCUUCGGAUGCAAACAAAGCAAUCGAAUUGGAUCCGUCGUUGAUAAAAGCGUAUCAACGUAAAGGGGCCGCAUGUUUAAAGCUUGGACAGUAUCAUAAUGCGAAGGUGGCGCUUGAGACUGGUGCUUCUUUGUCUCAAAACGAUUCAAGAUUCACCAAGUUGAUCGAAGAAUGUAAUCUCCAUAUUACGAAGGAAUCCAACGGUCUCACUAGCUCUUUAUCGUCAAAUGGGGCAGUAUUGAAUGUACCGCCUAGUACAACUGAAGAAAAUGAAAGAUUUAGUCGUGCACAUCAAGCACACACCGAUACCUCUGCGAAAACAAGAUACAGACAUGAAUACUACCAAAAGCCAGACGAAGUGGUUUUGACAAUUUUUGCAAAAGGAAUACCACCAAAAAAUGCGGUUGUUCAGUUUGGUGAACAAAUUCUGAGCGUUACUAUUGAUGUUCCUGGCCAAGAAGCCUACCACUAUCAAUCUCGAUUGUUUGGAAAGAUAAUACCUGAUAAGUGCAGAUUUGAGGUGCUGUCAACCAAAAUUGAAAUCCGUCUAGCAAAAGCUGAAGAUAUUAAUUGGGCAUCUUUUGAAUAUAGCAAGGGUGCACUUCCUCAGACGAAAAGUAUCUCAUCAACUGGAUCUCAUAGGCCUGCAUACCCGUCAUCAAAGCCAAAGAAAGACUGGGAUAAGCUGGAAGCUCAAGUGAAGAAAGAGGAGAAGGAAGAAAAGCUAGAUGGUGAUGCUGGUUUGAACAAGCUGUUCAGAGAUAUAUUCCAAAAUGCAGAUGAAGACAUGAGGAGAGCGAUGACCAAGUCUUUUGUGGAGUCGAAUGGAACAGUUCUUUCGACAGAUUGGAAAGAAGUGGGAUCAAAGAAGGUGGAAGGCAGUCCUCCAGAAGGCAUGGAGAUGAAGAAAUGGGAAUACUGAUGAGCCUCGAGUUUGCUGCAAUUGCAGAUUGAUUUUAAAAUAUUUUUCACUUUUUUUUGUAAAAAGUGUGGCUUCUAAAUUUGCAUCCUUUCAUUUCAGACAUCAUUUUACUUUUGUUUUAAAAGAUUUGUUGAGCUUGAAUUAACAUGAAACUUAACUCCCGAUCUGAUGAAUAAACUAUUUUUAAGCAUAGGAUUGAUUUGA
Neltuma alba is the source of this 1393-nucleotide messenger RNA. RefSeq names its product protein SGT1 homolog A. Gene Ontology annotation, molecular function: protein-folding chaperone binding. Lineage: Eukaryota; Viridiplantae; Streptophyta; Magnoliopsida; Fabales; Fabaceae. The transcript has 10 exons. The record is from RefSeq and is a predicted model, not a curated record. The coding region runs from base 104 to 1189 and encodes 361 amino acids.